Cynocephalus volans (Philippine flying lemur) is the source of this 843-nucleotide messenger RNA. Its product is annotated as gamma-aminobutyric acid receptor subunit alpha-3-like. The record is from RefSeq and is a predicted model, not a curated record. Lineage: Eukaryota; Metazoa; Chordata; Mammalia; Dermoptera; Cynocephalidae. Gene Ontology annotation, molecular function: GABA-A receptor activity; inhibitory extracellular ligand-gated monoatomic ion channel activity; GABA-gated chloride ion channel activity. Bases 1 to 843 code for a protein of 280 amino acids. The transcript is spliced from 7 exons. Gene Ontology annotation, biological process: regulation of postsynaptic membrane potential; synaptic transmission, GABAergic; nervous system process. Gene Ontology annotation, cellular component: plasma membrane; dendrite membrane; GABA-A receptor complex.
AUGAACAUGGGAGAGUAUACUAUUGAUGUAUUUUUUCAGCAGACAUGGCAUGACGAAAGACUGAAAUUUGAUGGACCCAUGAAGAUCCUUCCAUUGAACAAUCUCCUGGCUAGUAAGAUCUGGACUCCUGACACCUUUUUCCACAAUGGCAAGAAAUCAGUGGCUCAUAAUAUGACCACACCCAACAAGCUGCUCAGACUGGUGGACAAUAGGACCCUUCUCUAUACAAUGAGGUUAACUAUUCAUGCCGAGUGUCCCAUGCAUUUGGAAGAUUUUCCCAUGGAUGUGCAUGCCUGCCCACUGAAGUUUGGAAGCUAUGCUUAUACAACAGCCGAAGUGGUUUAUACUUGGACUCUUGGAAAGAACGGAUCUGUGGAAGUGGCACAGGAUGGCUCCCGUCUGAACCAGUAUGACCUGCUGGGCCAUGUUGUUGGGACAGAGAUAAUCCAGUCUAGUACAGGAGAAUAUGUCGUCAUGACAACACACUUCCAUCUCAAACGGAAAAUUGGCUACUUUGUGAUCCAGACCUACUUGCCAUGUAUCAUGACUGUUAUUCUGUCACAAGUGUCUUUCUGGCUCAACAGAGAGUCUGUCCCUGCCCGCACGGUUUUCGGUGUCACCACUGUUCUCACCAUGACCACCUUGAGUAUCAGUGCCAGAAACUCCUUACCUAAAGUGGCAUAUGCGACGGCCAUGGACUGGUUCAUAGCUAUCUGUUAUGCCUUUGUAUUUUCUGCACUGAUUGAAUUUGCCACUAUCAACUACUUCACCAAGCGGAGUUGGGCUUGGGAAGGCAAGAAGGUGCCAGAAGCUCUGGAGAUGAAGACAAACUUAGCUUUUUGA